Molecule: messenger RNA, 1935 nt
Organism: Caenorhabditis bovis
Lineage: Eukaryota; Metazoa; Nematoda; Chromadorea; Rhabditida; Rhabditidae
Source: the annotation of a GenBank genome assembly
AUGGAUUUCAAUUCAGUUCUGGAGGCGGCAAAUCGAAACGCGAAAAAAGCGAAUAAGGAAAUGACAAAAAUUGCGAAUGAGGUGAAAGAGGAGAAAAAUGAGGUGAAGCGUCAAUUGGAAGCCGAGCGACGUGUUCGACUUGAAAUGCAGAGGAAGCGGGCCGAACGCGAGCAGGAGAUUCAGCGGAAAAAGGAAGAGGAGAGGAGAAAGAAUUUUACGAUUCCUAAAAAGAAUGAGAAGGAUAAUUCGGGAUUGACGGACGCGCUGAAAAAAUAUUAUCAGAAUCAGGAGGCUGAGAAGCGGGAAAAAGCGAGAGCGGCAGAAGCUGAACGCGAUCAACUAAUGCAGUUGAGGAUGAAGGCGAAUGGCGGAAAAGCGACGAAGAUUGGCAAACAUUUUGGACUCGAUCCGAUCGAGCUGCAGAUGCGAUUUGGUGGCAACAAUGAGCAUAUCGAAACGCUUCAGAAGAGGAAAAUGAGAGAGGAGGAUGAAACCGACAUGGAAGCUGAUAAACUGCGAAGUGGCGUUUAUCGAGCGAUCCAGAUGAAAAAGAAGAGUGAGGCGCAACUUCGCAACACUGUCAAGGGACCACAUCGCGUCGCUACUAGCAAAUCGAACAGUCUCGCCGGCCUUUGUGGGCGGCAUAAAGAAUCACGAGACAACUUCUCGCCGCCUCGGGAUGGAAAGAAGCCGAAUGAGCCGGAGAAGCGCGAGCCGGAAAAAAAGAAAAUCAUACCGGCGGCGCCUGUCGAUUUCAAGAGUCUUAUGGCUGCUGCUUCCAAUAUUGCACAAGGCAAAUCGGUGAAGUUGGACCAGUUUGAGUUGAAGCCGGCAAAGUCGGUUCAACCACCAUCGUCUAGUCGAGUGAGCUCGAAGCCGAGCACCAGUAGUUUAGUGAAGCCCAAGCCACCACCUCCGGUGAGGCCGAGGGAGCCGGAGAGGUCGAAAAUUGUCAAAGAAUUUAAGAAGCCUGUGGAAAAAGAGAGAAAACCGGUGUCUAAUGGCUCAUCGAGCUCAUCGAAACCACCUCAACCUCCGCAGCCGACAAAGAAGGUCCGAACCGAGAUUAUUACUAGUUUUGAAUCGGUAGAUAUUGAUAAUAAUUGUUCGAAAGAUUCGAAUGAGAAAGUGGAGAAUGGAAAGAAGAAAGACAUCAAAGGACGAUUCCAGAAGGGUCCGACGCCGCCGCCGGAAAUUCCGGCGUUUGUGCCUGGCAAAAAAUAUCUGCCAGGUGACAUUCGGUAUAAGCAAGCGAUGGCGUUUGCGAAGCAGCAACAGGCGCUUAAUGGUAGUCAGGCUGGAUCGUCGAAUGGCACGGCGUCGACAUCAUCGCCGGGAUCGUCGUCGAGCCGGGAUCAGCGUAUUGCGAAUGUUCGAGAAGCUGAGAGGCGAAGAGAGAUGGAUCGGGAGAUGCAGAGGAAGUUGAAGAGGGAGAGACAGCAACGGGAGGAUCGAGAAAUGGAGCGGGCGGCGAAGAUGCGGAAGAUGGAGAAGAGUAGAAGCUCACAGAUGGAUCGCAGGAGCUAUGAGAGCCGAAGAGAGCAUGAGCUUCGGGAGCAGCAGCUCAGAGAGAAGUAUAAGAAGUCGAAGAGGGAUUAUGGUGGUGGCUCAUUCUUCCGCGGCGGUGAUGAUAAUAGUGAUGAGGAUGAGGAUGAGUUUGAUGAUGAGGAUGAUUAUGCGAGUGAUUUGGAUGAUUUCAUUGACGACACUGAAGUUGAUAUGGAUGGAUUGAGUCGGAAAGAGCUCGAAGAGACGUUGAAAAUGGUCAAUCGAAAGUACGACAAGAAGUUGUGGUCCCGACGAGACAAGGAGAUUAGCGAGCGCGAUAUGAUAUCGAAUUAUCGUCAAAUCCAAUCCGAGGAGAACUAUUCGAAACGGGCGGGACUUCUUGAGGAUCUCAAGGAGGCGAGUAAAGGACGAAGUGUAAAAUUGUAA